Molecule: messenger RNA, 1707 nt
Organism: Chaetomium globosum CBS 148.51
Lineage: Eukaryota; Fungi; Ascomycota; Sordariomycetes; Sordariales; Chaetomiaceae
Exons: 3
Coding region: 1-1707 (568 amino acids)
Source: RefSeq, a predicted model, not a curated record
AUGGAUCCUUUCCGCGAUCCGCCCGCCGACAGCCUGGCCGCGGCCCGUCUUCAUGUCCAGGCCUUGACGGACUGCGGACUGUCACGAGAAGCGCUGUUGCGCGCAUUGUUGGAGAAUUAUGGUGAUAAUGGCAACGCUGCGAUGGCAGGGAUGGACACAAGCAGUCCGCAGCUGGCUGCGCAACAGGGACAGCAAGUUGUCCAGGAGAAACGCAGCCACCAACCCUUCCACAACACGCGACUUUCCGUGUCGACGACGAGUUCCAAGUCAUCGGGAAGGGCGAGCGUCCUGUCCACGGCGACCUCGAUGAGCUCGGUGUCAUCCCAGGGAGGACUUGGGGGCGGCGUCCAGGAACUUUCGGCCACGCCGCUACCCGCGCCGCCUGCGCCGCCCGUCAAAAGCAACAACCGGGGCAGCUCCAAACCGCAGGGCGCUUACUGGUGCACCUUCUGCGACGUCGCCUUUCAGCGCAAGUUUGACUGGAAGCGGCACGAGGAUGAGUUUCACGAACGCUACAAGCGCUACCCCUGUCCCAACUGCAACCGCAUCUUUUGGGGCGCGAAUACCUUCAAUCAACACCACAAAAACGCCCAUGGGUGUACAACCUGCCCGCAUGCCGAGCGUGUGGUGAAGUACACGCAGAAGAAGACGGCAUGGGCAUGCGGCUUUUGCGGCGGGUUCCUUGCCAGUCGUGACCGCUACUUCGACCACAUUGCCCGGCACUACGAGGAUGGCUGCAACAAGUCACACUGGAACCACUCCCUCGUCAUCUACGGCCUAUUGCAUCAGCCCACGAUCAGCCAAGCUUGGAAAGACCUGGACUCGGAACUCUACGGCCAUUUACCACGCAACCAACAACCCAUGCUAGAAUGGGACCCCAAAUCAACAGGCCACGCUCAGGGGUUCCUCGAGGGCGAAAGCCCAGGGAAGCUCCAAGACCUCCUCGAAUUCUUCAGUGAGAGCCGCGAUGACCCGAAAUUCCUCGCCCGCCUCGCCCACGACUCGGCCACCAUCCGGCUCCGAACCGAGGUCCAGCCGACCGUCGCACCUGUACCACCCCCUACCUCAUCAAGCUCGCGGCCCAUCUCGGAGCCGCCAAAGCACAAAGCCGUAAUGAAGUCAUCCCCCCUAACGAAACACAUGUCCACGCCCCAAGCGCCACCGCCGCCACCGCCCACAGCAUACGACGACGAGCCGUUCCCGAAGAAGCAACGCAACAUUGCACCUCUUCCCUCCAUGUUUCCCAAAAAUAACCCCUUCUUUAGCCCACAACCACCGCCCCCGACACAACAAAACCAACAACAACCAGAACCACAGCAGCAGCCCCUACCACAACAACCACCCCCUCAGGCGGUAAUAUCCCCCUACGGCCAACCAAUGAUGAGCCCCGCCGGAACAGGCGGGUACUACGACCUGGCCGUGACGCACGUGCACCCGCACAUGCAAUUGCUGUCCCAGAUGACGCCGCAGCAGCAGCACCAGAUCCAGCAGCAGCUCCAGCACCAGCAGCACCAACAACAUCAGCAGCAACAACCGCAGCAAUCCCACCUCAUGUCGCCGCCGAUGAAUGUCUAUGAUGACUGGAGCAGUCUGGCCGGGACCGUGGUGGAUGAGUCGGUGUUCGCGAAUGCCCUGGCGAUGGGCUGGCAGCAGCAGCAGCAGCAGCAUCAGGCGGAUAUGGGGAGGGGACAUCCAGGGACGGGGUGA